Drosophila melanogaster (fruit fly) is the source of this 592-nucleotide messenger RNA. RefSeq lists its product as uncharacterized. The record is from RefSeq and is marked reviewed. The transcript has a single exon. Bases 45 to 353 code for a protein of 102 amino acids. NCBI's taxonomy places the organism in Eukaryota, Metazoa, Arthropoda, Insecta, Diptera, Drosophilidae.
CAUUCAAGCAAUCGAUCCACUGACGAUCUCAGUUCGUUUUCAACAUGCGUGCGCUUCAGUACCUUCUGCUACUGCUCGUCAUCUCCAUCGGCUUGGCGGCAUCGGUGCCUCGCCAGCGUCGUCAGAUCGAUCUCACGGUUUCGGCGGAGCACGACGACAACGAUGAGGAGACGGAACUGGCUCUGGAGGCCAUCGCCGGGCUAUGGAGCAGUGCGGACAGUCGGACGAAGAUCGAUGGCUCUGCCAGCCUGGUGCAUCGAACACAUGGAACACAAUCGGGUACGGGCAGCACCAGAUACCAGGCCAAACUGCAUCUACACCAUGACUAUAAGACCAAUGCGUAUCCCUCGUAAUCCAAGGUUCGGAGCAGGACUUUCGCGUGGGCGUGCGUAUUACAUUCGACAAAUAGAGCCGUGAGAAUUCCAGACAUCAGCAGGCGGGCGGCCGGGGACAAAAUCGAGCGAUUGCGUGAGGAGACAGACGGCCACUGUAUAAACAAUCCCACUGACGAUAGAUAACAUUUUGACCUUCUCGGGCUUGGCUUUGUUGGAAAUAUAUAUAGAACGUUUGUGAAAAUACAAUAUACCCGCAU